Fusarium mangiferae is the source of this 1866-nucleotide messenger RNA. RefSeq lists its product as uncharacterized. The coding region runs from base 1 to 1866 and encodes 621 amino acids. Lineage: Eukaryota; Fungi; Ascomycota; Sordariomycetes; Hypocreales; Nectriaceae. The transcript is spliced from 8 exons. The record is from RefSeq and is a predicted model, not a curated record.
AUGGGUUACUCAAAGAAGAUGCUUGUGCCACUAUUUACUUGUGCACUAAUCAUUCCUUCUCUUUUCACAUCAGCUUUGGCCGCCGCCAUAGGCAGUACACCAAGGAGACAGUCAGACAGCCGCGACUUGGACCCCGUCUAUCUCAAGGCGCUCUUCCCCGAGGGGCACAUUUCCUCAGAUACUUCUGAUCUACAGUAUGGCCUCAUUACCGUUGGAGCCAACUCCAAGUCUGGCGCGGUAGACCCUAUCAGCUCGGGAUCUGGCGUUCUUCUGGCUGUUGGAGAGUCUCAUGGACUUGCCCAACUCCAGAAAAGAGAUGGCCAACCAGAUCCUUUUGUCUUCCUUGACUGUCCCGCCAACGUACUCGACCAACCAGUCAACAAAACCCAGAAGGCUAGAGUCGUCUGCGCAAGUGAGGACGUCGAUGGCUGCUUCAGGGUGAUGGAGCGUGGAGUGGAAGGCACUUUGGUGGAGAUGCCAGAAGAGUGUGCACCAAAUUCGUUUGCUCGAGCAGUCUCUCUAGAUCUUGCUGAAGACCAAACUAUGCCAGACCACUUGGCCAAGCUAUAUAACCCCACGUCCCCGAUAUACGAGUUUUCCUUCGACUUCAACAAAGAGAAACGGCGAGACGACGCGGAAGUAGCCAUACGAAUGGAUGUGACAAACGUCAAAGGACACUGGGACGGUCUUGUCGAGUCUCCCGGUGUUGAGAAGCGCCAUCUCGAGCGCAGAUACUUUCCGCCUGCAAACACUGACUGGAAGGAGAAUUUACGGAAAGGAGACAGAUUCCAAUACGGCUCUGGUGGAAACUCGCUGAAAGUCCAAAAGGACUUAAGUACGCCGGUCUUUUGGCAAGCCGCCGAGAACUGUUCUGUAGGUGAUAAACGCUAUGGUGAAGGUAUCGCAGCUUUCGUCAAGGGCAAGGUCGAUGCCAAAUUAUCCUAUGCCGUUACAGUCAUUGCAACCUCAACCAGAGGCACUUCGAGGGUCGAUGUCAAGGAGGCUAGUGGCUUCAUCAAAGUCACUGGGCAGACGGAUUUGACCUUUGGAAGCGAGGAACACUGGGAAGCCUUUCAAAGGCACACGAUUAGUGCAGGGGCAUUCUGGGGAUACAUGAGCCUCACUCCCUUCAUCAAACGGCAAACUUUCUUGGCCACGUCUCACAUGAAUGUGGCCCCAUCCACCAACACUAGUCAUGCGGCGACCUUGAAUGGACGCCUAACUACACGAGUCAAGUCUGACUUGGGCGACUUUCCAGCCUCGUUUCCUCACGUUCUGUUGCCAGACGAGAUGCACACUCUCAGAAAAGACCACAAGGAAACCGAGAUGAAUAGUUUUGAGGAUGACAUUCUUUACGGGGACGGAGGCGAAAAAGGCAGCACCAUACAAAUCGGACAUAAUCUCACUUUUGGGCUCAGCUUGAGUUUUGGCGUAUACACCGAUGUACAGGGUCCGAAACCAAAUGGCGAGUCCAGCUCUGCAUUUUUACUUGUCACCAGCGAGACAUAUGCCAAUUGGGAUAUUCCACCAGCCAAGAACGACCAAGUCUGCCCUUAUGCAACCGCCUCGAGUCUACUUCGACAAGGGGUAACCGGCAGAGGCUUUCUUAGCUGGGAAAAGGACGACGGGUCGGCGCUACUUUUCGUUGAUAAAGAAGCUCCUUACCGCAGACCCUGCUACUCGACCAAGAGUGGGCUAGACAACCCUAAAGAUACCUUUGGUUACACGCACCUCAGGCCCAGCAAUGCACUUCGCCACGGAGCCGACCUCUUUGUUCAACAAAGAGUCGAUCAAAAUCUCGGCCGCAUCAACUGCGAUAAUGGGCAAUGUGGGUCUUGUCUUAAUAUGGAACCUAGUCGAAUAUGA